UGCGAGAGAUCAGCGAUGGGACUGGAAACAGAGAAAGAGAGAGAGAGAGAGAAGGAGGAGGAGGAGGAGGAGGAGGUGAGUGGUGCUGCAGAACAACACAGCCUGGCUGAGGAAAUUAAACGGCGCACAGCGGCACAUCUGCUUCAUCUAGACAGUAUUUCUGUUGUGAUAGCCAUGUUCCCAAAGGGGUCUCAGCCUCUGGCCCUUGGGAAACUAUCCCUUUUGGUUUUCAGCCUGACCUACGCCCUCUCAGUGACUUCUCUGCCUGCUGACAUAGAGAAGGGAAAGAGGAAAGUGGUGCACGUUCUUGAGGAUGACACUGGAGCAGUCGUUGUGCAGACAGCUCCGGGUAAAGUGGUGACACAUCGCGGUGGCUCCAUCACUCUGCCCUGCAGAUACCAUCACGAGCCAGAGAACACCGACCCGGGUCGCAUCCGGAUCAAAUGGACCAAAGUGACAGAUGCCCUGCAGUUUGAGGACGUGUUUGUGGAACUUGGGAGGCAGCAGCGUGUAUUUGGAGCGUACCAAGGACGUGUGUUUUUGGAGCAGGCUGGACCAGGCGACGCCUCGGUCAUCAUCCAAAAUGUCACGCUGGAGGACUAUGGACGCUACGAGUGUGAAGUCACUAAUGACAUGGAAGAUGACACGGGAUUUGUCAACCUUGACCUAGAAGGAGUGGUGUUUCCCUACUACCCCCGUGAGGGGCGCUAUAAGCUCAACUACCACCAGGCGGAGGAUGCCUGCAAACAGCAGGACGCCAUCCUGGCCUCCCACUCUCAACUGCACAAGGCCUGGCUGGAGGGACUGGACUGGUGUAAUGCUGGAUGGCUGGAGGACGGCUCAGUCCAGUACCCCAUCUCUCAUCCCCGCGACGAGUGCGGCCGCAAGGACAACCCCGCUGGUGUUCGUAACUAUGGCUACAGGCACAAGGAGGACGAGCGCUAUGAUGCUUUCUGUUUCACCUCCAAGCUGAAUGGCAAAGUGUACUUCCUCAAACGCUUUAAGAAGGUGAACUAUGCGGAGGCAGUGAAGGCUUGCGUUCGAGAUGGCUCUGUGGCGGCCAAAGUGGGCCAGCUGUACGCAGCAUGGAAGUUCCAGCUCCUGGACCGCUGCGAAGCCGGUUGGCUGGAGGAUGGCAGCAUCCGUUACCCCAUAGUGAACCCCCGUUCACGCUGUGGAGGAUCCCAGCCAGGUGUCCGACACCUGGGCUUCCCUGAUAAGAAAUUUCGCAUCUAUGGGGUCUACUGUUUCCUCCACAACAAGGAAGAUGGAGCAGGUGGUACUGUAACAACAAAAGGCCCUACAGAUACUUUGACAAGGAGGAAGAGCAGCAACAGCAGCCCCAUGAAUGCCACUAGGGUGAUUUAGAGUGGAAAGACUGGGAGCAGGAGGGGGAUGCACAUUUUGGAUUUUACCGCAACUGUCGCCUCGGGUGAUCUUCCUUUCGUCUACAGUCAGUCAAUCAUCUUAAGGAGUAAAUAUGUUAGCACAUCUGUAGUCAGAAAAACGGUUAGAUAAAACUGCAGCUUGAUCAUCAUUCAGACACACAUCAGAUCAGAGAGUCUGCCAUGAAUAUGCUUGUGGGUGUGUGUGUACGUACGUGGAACAUAUUUUUGGCCUCCGCUGGGGCUCCUGAGCACUGAGCCCCAGUCUGAGCCAGAAUCCCGGAGCCAUGGUGAAAACAUUCAUUACUGGGUGAGAUGGGAUGAUCUGCCUCACCGUAUGGAAAGAAUCCAAGACGCCCUGUUAAGUUGGGAUUGUACAAAGUGUAAUCACCUGUAACAGGGAGCCAUGCUUGGUUAGCAACCCUCUGGCACAAUGCGAGUCAUUUCUCUCAUUAACUCAGACUUGGCAAUCUCAUCAUCAGAGCUGAACAGGCAGGUGGUAAAUAUUGCACUAGCUCUUCAAAUAUUUACGCUUUAACUUUAAGGCAUCUUUAGCUUAGCUGUAGAGCGCAUGUAUGGUUUGGUUGAGAGUAGUCACUCGGGCUGAAUUAGCAAAAAUAAAAAGCAACAGUAAUUGAUAUUAACCUCGCGCACUGCACCUCGGAGCUACCCGGGCCUCCAGCUGCACUAUAGAUCUUAUUUCUUUAUUUCCCAUCUCUACUUUGUGUAGAGUAUGUUUGCCUUUAUAGAAUGGAUGAAUGUUCUGGGAAAAUGUGAAAGAAAAAAUAAAAGUCUUGAAAUUGUUGAGUUGAACAACA
Scophthalmus maximus (turbot) is the source of this 2203-nucleotide messenger RNA. RefSeq names its product hyaluronan and proteoglycan link protein 4 (gene hapln4). Gene Ontology annotation, molecular function: hyaluronic acid binding. Bases 16 to 1368 code for a protein of 450 amino acids. The record is from RefSeq and is a predicted model, not a curated record. The transcript is spliced from 7 exons. Lineage: Eukaryota; Metazoa; Chordata; Actinopteri; Pleuronectiformes; Scophthalmidae. Gene Ontology annotation, biological process: cell adhesion.